CUGUGCUCUCGAUCUCCCGAAGGAUACGCUCGUGUUCGGCGGCUGUCUCCACACUCGCCAUCCUGCAUGUUGCUCAGGACGGUUCCGAGCUGCGAGCUGAGCGGACUGUCUGGGCUCCGUGCGUCACGCAGGAGGAACCGGAGGCCCAAAAAGAAGUUGAUAAACUCAGCAGAUAGCUGUGUGGACGAGGCUCUCUGUGGCCUCGUGAGGGCCAGUGGGGGCCUGUCACUGCUGAAGGGCCACAGAGUUGUGCUACGGUCCGACCUGGACAAUCUGAGAGGCAAAGUGGCCCUGCUGUCUGGAGGAGGUUCGGGACAUGAGCCGGCACACGGGGGGUAUCUUGGGGCAGGUAUGCUGUCAGCAGCUGUAGCAGGUGGAGUAUUUGCUUCUCCACCUCCUGCCAGCAUCCUGGCUGCCAUCCUCUCCCUGCACAAUGCAGGAGCCUCCGGAGUCCUUCUCAUUGUGAAGAACUACACCGGCGAUCGCCUCAACUUUGGACUGGCAGCAGAGCAGGCCCAUAACCACGGCGUCGCUGUUGACAUGGUGAUAGUAGCAGAGGACUGCGCCUUUGACCAACCCAGCAAGGCCGGGAGGAGAGGCUUGUGUGGCACCAUCUUCAUACACAAGCUGGCAGGUGCCUUAGCAGAAGAAGGCUGCUCAUUGGACCAGAUUGUUUCCAAGGUGACAGAGAUUUUGAAGGGAAUAGGUACAUUGGGGGUGAGUCUUUCUCCGUGCAGCGUUCCAGGCUGCCUGCCUUCCUUUGACCUGCCUCCAGGAGACAUGGAGCUGGGACUGGGGAUCCACGGUGAACCUGGAAUUAAAAGGUCAAAGGUGGCAUCAGCAGAUGAGGUGGUGAAGACCAUGAUAGAUCACAUGACCAACCCCGACAGCCAAUCACAUCUGCUUCUUAAGUCAGGAGACACUGUGGUUGUGUGUGUGAACAACCUCGGAGCUCUGUCCUGCCUGGAGAUGGCUGUGGUUACAAGAGCGGCCAUCAUCUGUCUGGAGAGUCGAGGCGUGGUGGUUGCCAGGGUCAUGUCCGGGUCAUUCAUGACAUCGUUGGAGAUGGCGGGAGUGUCACUGACCCUGAUGAGAGCCAACCAGGAAACACUUCGACUGUUUGAUGCUAAGACUAGCGCCCCCGCCUGGCCAAACCUCAGCAGUGUGUGCGUAAGCGGACGCUGCUACAUCACAAAUCCUCAAGCCAUGAGCUCGCGGCCACAGGACGACACACACUCUGAAGGACCUCUGAGUCCGGUGAUGCGUAAAGCGUUAGAGAGAGUUUGUUCCACACUGUUAGAAAAACAGGAAGAACUCAACUCCCUGGACCGUGCUGCAGGGGACGGAGACUGUGGGAACACUCACUCGCAGGCUGCUAGAGCCAUUCAGGAGUGGCUUCAGGAUCACGUGGUCCCUGGUUGCCCUGGGAAACUGUUAUUAGUCCUCGCAGGAUUGGUGCAGGAGAAGAUGGGCGGGUCUUCAGGAGCGUUGUACAGUCUGUUCCUGACUGCUGCGGCUGGUCAUGUGACUGAGGGGCGGAGCAACGCCACAGCCUGGGCUAGUGCAGUGCAUGCUGGGACUCAGGCCAUGAGGAGAUACGGUGGCGCUGACCCUGGAGACAGAACGAUGUUGGAUGCUUUAUGUCCUGCUGUGGAGGAGCUGAUGAAGCUAUCCACAGCACCACCUGGUGGACAGUUGGCUGUGCUACAGACUGCUGUGCAGAAAGCGGCCUCAGGGGCAGAGUCCACCCGUGACCUCACAGCAAAGGCGGGGCGAGCCAGCUACAUCGCAGCUGAGCGGAUCAACCUGCCUGACCCCGGCGCUGUGGCUGUAGCAACCAUCUUGAGAGCCGUGCUAGAGUCGCUGGAAGGGCAGAAGUAAUCCUGCAAAUAGUGUCUGAUCAGAUUAUUACCAUCACCAGACUAAUAGUAACAGAAGAGAUCUGUUGUGCCUCACUAACAAACAAAAUGUGACUAAAUGAUAUUUGUGAUCAUUACCUCUCUGAGGCUCAGAUUUGCAAGCUAAUUUAAGUUUAACACGAUAAAUAGGCUACAGUGAAUGGAGACAAAGUAGACAGAUCUUUCUAAAAGCUCACAGUACAAAUACGUUUUUGAUUAUCAAGCUCAGAUAUACUGUAAAUCAAAUCAAAUUACCAGUACUUAUAUUAUUGUUGUUAUUAUUGAUUUGAAUGAUUAACUCUUUCCAGCUAGAGAGUUUUGUACUGCAUACGUGGUUGAAUCAUGAAUUUAACAUUCCUUCUACCAAUGAAAAACAGUAGAGAACAGUUAGUGAUGUUUGUAUAGACAUUUUAAAAGAUACUAAUAACUAGAUUUUCACAGGUAAUCUUUGACUCUGCAUGGAGACAACUAGACAUAAUAUGCUCAAAUCAAAAGCUGAAUUGAUUUGACUACAACAGUUUAGGAAAUUGUAAAAAGACAAAUGUAAAAAAACAAACAAAAAUAUUGUCAGAAUUAAGGCCAAAGAGGAAGCAAAGCAUUAGCUACCUGCACUUUCCGUAAUCACAUAUCUCAUCAGACUGUCCUUGCUGGGUGAACACCCACGUCUUUCAAAUAACUAGCUUGCAGUUUGUAACGCAGCCUUUCUGCUGAACGCGUGUUGUCUCCUCCUCAUGAUGAGCCAGCUGAUCUCUCUAUAAAGCCGGAGUGCUCCACUUAAGACUAAUAACACAUCCUGAUUCAUCGUGUGUUUUGAAAUCUCAUCGCUCUUUCAUGUUCCAAAUGUUGUACAUGGAUUAAAUGCACUUUCUUGAGACAGUGUUAAUUCAAACUAAUAAAACAACUAUCAUGCUGUGUAUAUGCAGUUAUAAUAUAUUA
Messenger RNA from Micropterus dolomieu (smallmouth bass), 2834 nucleotides. RefSeq names its product triokinase/FMN cyclase (gene tkfc). Gene Ontology annotation, biological process: glycerol catabolic process. Gene Ontology annotation, molecular function: glycerone kinase activity; ATP binding. The coding region runs from base 67 to 1881 and encodes 604 amino acids. Lineage: Eukaryota; Metazoa; Chordata; Actinopteri; Centrarchiformes; Centrarchidae. The transcript has 17 exons. The record is from RefSeq and is a predicted model, not a curated record. Gene Ontology annotation, cellular component: cytosol.